Ochotona princeps (American pika) is the source of this 2438-nucleotide messenger RNA. It is a transcript of the gene EVA1C, whose product is annotated as eva-1 homolog C. Gene Ontology annotation, cellular component: extracellular region. The transcript has 8 exons. Lineage: Eukaryota; Metazoa; Chordata; Mammalia; Lagomorpha; Ochotonidae. Gene Ontology annotation, molecular function: heparin binding; carbohydrate binding. The coding region runs from base 951 to 2255 and encodes 434 amino acids. The record is from RefSeq and is a predicted model, not a curated record.
GUCCAGACGUAGGGUCACAUCGAGCGCGGAAUCAAAAAGGUUUAGAGAGACGCUGAGGCCCAUUUUUAAAACAAAGCUCAAUUAUUCGCGCUUGGCGACUUGUUUACACCGCUCCAGCGUCAGCUCUCCCGGCUCUGCCGACAGAGAGUACCCAAAGGAGAUGCUUUGGGAUGGAGAAGAAACCAACGCAGGAGUCGUUAGACUCCUGGUGGGCCCCUGUUCUGGUUGCGUGAACUUGGGCAAAAACGAUCCGGGUCUCGGGGUCGCCUGCCACCACACGGGAUAAGCGCGCGGGGGCUCGGGGACUUGGCAUAUAGAGGGGCGGUGUGACCACAAGCCUCCAGAACUCCAUCUUCCCUCGGUUCCCCGCUCCGCCCCGCCCUGGAGGCGCCCCGGAUUGCACGCGCGGGCGCUGGCUCCAAAGUGCGUCACGGGCACCGGGCGCGCUCCUCCAGCGCGGCCAGGGUGAGGCUGGCACACGGCCAGAGCGGGCCGGGCCAAGGUUGGGGCCGAGGGGGGUGACGACAGGUCGUCUCCCAGGCUGCGACCCAGGCGUGGAAAGCGCUCUGGUAGCUCGGCCCUGGAGCGUUAUUUUGAGCGCUCUUAGUCGGCGGUGGCGGCGGGCAGCGCGCCAGGGCCUGGCCUCGCUUAGCGGCCCGGAGUGCGAAGGUGACGCUUUCCCCGCUGGCCGCCCGCGCUUCCUCCGGUGCGGCGGGCAAGCGGAGAGGAAAUCUCGGGGAAACUACGAGGAUCCUUCCCGGGGCUCCUCGGCCCCGCCCCAGGUCUCCGCCUCCUCUCCUUCGCUAGGUUAGCCCGGGCUGGGCCGCGCCGCCGUCGGGGAGAGGAGAUUCUGCCAGCUUCGGGGCCGGGAAGCGGCGGGAGACCACUGAGCCGCUUGCCACCCGCUCGCCCCGCCAUGUGACGCCGCCCCGAGCCCCGCGCCGCGCACCAUGCUCCAGCCGGGACACGCGCGCCCGCCGCCCGCGCCCCAGCCCGCUCAGCAUCCCGGCUUCCGCAGGCAGGUAGAGCCGCCGGGCCAGCUCCUACGCCUCUUCUACUGUACUGUCCUGGUCUGCUCCAGGGAGAUCGCCGCGCUCACCGACUUCUCCGGCUACCUAACUAAGCUGCUGCAGAACCACACAGCCUAUGCAUGUGACGGGGACCACUUGAACCUGCAGUGCCCUCGGCAUUCCACCAUCAGUGUCCAAUCGGCAUUUUACGGGCAAGAUUUCCAAAUGUGUGGGUCUCAGCAGAAGGAAGACCACUUAGCCUGUGUGGCACCCACCACCUUGCAGAAGGUGCUGGAUGAGUGCCAGAACCAGCGGGCCUGCCACCUUCUGGUCAAUAGCCGUGUCUUUGGACCUGACCUUUGUCCAGGAAGCAAUAAAUACCUGCUGGUCUCCUUUAAAUGCCAACCUAAUGAAUUAAAAAACAAAACAGUGUGUGAAGACCAGGAGCUGAAGCUUCACUGUCAUGAGUCCAAGUUUCUCAACAUCUACUCCGCGACCUAUGGCAGGAGGACCCAGGAGAGGGAUGUCUGCGCCUCACAGGCUGGGUGGCUCCCCCCGUUUGACUGCUUGUCUUACUCAGCUUUACACGUAUUAUCCAGAAGGUGCUACGGGAAGCAGAGAUGCAAAAUCCUUGUCAACAACCACCAUUUCGGAAGCCCCUGUCUGCCAGGAGUGAAAAAAUACCUCACUGUUACCUACGCUUGUGUUCCGAAGAACAUCCUCACAGCGAUUGAUCCCGCAAUUGCUAACCUCAAACCCUCUCCAAAGCAGAGAGAUGGGGUCAGCUUCAACCCGAGUGAGUCGAAGAUUCUGAGGAAGGAUGGGGUGAUUGUCAGCAACUCUCUGGCGGCGUUUGCUUACAUCCGGGCCCACCCCGAGAGAGCCGCCCUCCUGUUUGUGUCCAGCGUCUGCAUUGGCCUGGUGCUCACUUUGUGCGCCUUGGUCAUCAGGGUGUCCUGUGCCAAGGAUUUCCGGGAGCUGCAGCUGGGGAAGGAGCCCCUGGUACCAGGCAGUGACCAGGUGGGGGAUGACAGCGAGCAGGGCCAGGAGGAGGAGCACUCUUCCGACACGGAUUUUCCAGGGGAGCUGUCAGCCUUCCGGAGGACUUCCUAUCCCGUCUACAGCUCCCUGGAGGCGGCGGAACUGGCCGAGAGGAUCGAGCGGCGGGAGCAGAUCAUCCAGGAGAUAUGGAUGAACAGCGGUCUGGACACCUCGCUGCCCAGACACGUGGGCCAGUUCUACUGAGAGCCAGCCACGUCAGUGCAAGGCCGUCACACUCUCUCGGGAAGGGAGAUCUGCCCUGGCCCUGUGUUUGUGCCCUGUGCCUUCUGUGAAGGAGAAGCUAGCCUGGCGUCUGGGACCUGUCAAAUUGUUUACAGCAUAUGCCCAAAUAAACUGGGACAAAGGGAGACACCUUUGCCUCCUGUC